GGUCUUUUCAUUUAAUAGUCAACCAGAACAAUGUUCUACGCACAUUUUGUCCUCAGUAAAAGAGGGCCUCUGGCCAAAAUUUGGCUGGCGGCCCAUUGGGAUAAGAAACUAACCAAAGCCCAUGUAUUCGAGUGUAACUUAGAGAGCAGUGUGGAGAGCAUCAUCUCACCAAAGGUAAAGAUGGCUCUCCGAACAUCAGGGCAUCUCUUGCUGGGAGUAGUUCGAAUUUAUCACAGAAAAGCCAAAUAUCUCCUUGCAGACUGUAAUGAAGCUUUCAUUAAGAUAAAGAUGGCUUUUCGGCCAGGUGUUGUUGACUUGCCUGAGGAAAAUCGAGAAGCUGCUUACAAUGCUAUUACUUUACCAGAAGAAUUUCACGACUUUGAUCAGCCACUGCCUGACUUAGAUGACAUCGAUGUGGCCCAGCAGUUCAGCCUUAACCAGAGUAGAGUGGAAGAGAUAACCAUGAGAGAAGAAGUUGGGAACAUCAGUAUCCUGCAAGAAAAUGAUUUUGGUGACUUUGGAAUGGAUGAUCGUGAGAUAAUGAGAGAAGGCAGCGCUUUUGAAGAUGAUGACAUGUUAGUAAGCACUAGUGCUUCUAACCUCCUAUUAGAACCUGAACAGAGCACCAGCAAUUUGAAUGAGAAAAUUAACCAUUUAGAAUAUGAAGACCAGUAUAAGGAUGACAAUUUUGGAGAAGGAAAUGAUGGUGGCAUAUUAGAUGACAAACUUAUUAGUAAUAAUGAUGGUGGCAUCUUUGAUGAUCCCCCUGCCCUGUCUGAGACGGGUGUCAUGUUACCUGAACAGCCAACACAUGAUGAUAUGGAUGAAGAUGACAAUGUAUCCAUGGGUGGACCUGAUAGUCCUGACUCAGUGGAUCCUGUUGAACCAAUGCCAACUAUGACUGAUCAAACAACACUUGUUCCAAAUGAGGAAGAAGCCUUUGCUUUAGAACCUAUUGAUAUCACUGUCAAAGAAACAAAAGCCAAGCGGAAGAGAAAGCUAAUUGUUGACAGUGUUAAAGAGUUGGAUAGCAAGACAAUUAGAGCCCAACUUAGUGAUUAUUCUGAUAUUGUUACUACUUUGGAUCUUGCACCACCUACCAAGAAAUUGAUGAUGUGGAAAGAAACAGGAGGAGUUGAAAAACUCUUCUCUUUACCUGCUCAGCCUUUGUGGAAUAACAGACUACUGAAGCUCUUUACACGCUGUCUUACACCACUAGUACCUGAAGACCUGAGGAAAAGGAGGAAAGGAGGAGAGGCUGAUAAUUUGGAUGAGUUCCUCAAAGAAUUUGAAAACCCAGAGGUUCCCAGAGAGGAACAACAGCAGCAACAUCAACAGCGUGAUGUUAUUGAUGAACCCAUUUUGGAAGAGCCAAGCCGCCUCCAAGAAUCAACAAUGGAGACUAGCAGGACAAACUUGGAUGAGUCGGCCAUGCCCCCACCGCCACCUCAGGGAGUCAAGCGGAAAGCAGGCCAAGUUGACCCAGAGCCUGUGAUGCCUCCUCAGCAGGUAGAACAGAUGGAAAUGCCUCCUGUGGAGCUGCCCCCAGAAGAACCUACAAAUAUCUGUCAGUUGAUUCCAGAGUUACAGCUUCUACCAGAAAAAGAGAAGGAGAAAGAAAAGGAAAAAGAAGAUGAUGAAGAGGAGGAGGAUGAAGAUGCCUCAGGGGGUGAUCAGGAUCAAGAAGAAAGAAGAUGGAACAAGAGAACUCAGCAAAUGCUUCAUGGUCUUCAGCGAGCUCUUGCUAAAACUGGAGCUGAAUCUAUAAGUUUGCUUGAGUUAUGUCGAAACACCAACAGAAAACAAGCUGCAGCGAAGUUCUACAGUUUCUUAGUUCUCAAAAAGCAGCAAGCUAUUGAGCUUACCCAGGAAGAACCAUACAGUGACAUCAUCGCCACCCCUGGACCAAGGUUCCACAUUAUUUGAGCGGAUAGAAGCAUUAAGCUAGUGUUCAUUUCACUAGUGUGUACAAAUUGCCCCAUGUGUAGGGCAUACAAAACCCUUGGGGAAAGUUUAGCUUUUUGUCUGUACAAAGUCACUGUGUUUUUCUUUUCUUUCUUUUUUUUUCUCCAGUAUUUUAUCAAUUUCAUCUUUAAGGGAUUUGCUUGUGUGGAUUGUUUGUGAAGAAAAAACAAGCACCCCACCGGCUCAGAAAAUUUUAAAACCAGUUCAAAACCAGUGUGUGCAAUAUUAGCACAUGUAACAAUGUUGAGUAGCAGUCAAAAGUUGGGAUUUUAAUCUUUGUUCUUUACUGCAUUGGAAAAGAAAGUGUAUCAGGAAAAAUGACAUUGUAAGAACUAUGCUAUGCUGCGUAUUUGAUAGACAUUCUUUUCCUGUGAGUAACACCGGCAAUCUUCUUGCAACCACUGUGCUUCGGGAGAGUAUCCCAAACUACAGAGGUAUUCUUGAAGUACGUUUUUAAAGUAUAAUUCCAUAAUGGACAGGUUGGGGUGGGGGGAGGAAUAUGGAUGUGUGAAACUGUAUUGUAACUGAUACCCUUCAGCUACAAUGGACUUGAUUUUAAAUUGUUCUAUUUUGUAAAUCAUUCCAUUUGAAACUACUUUAUAAUUAAUCUUGCAGUCCUGAAUACUGUUUUAGUAAAGCUCUAAAAACGAGCAGAUAAUGACUUUUUAGAAUAGAAUGACUAUAAAAAGCAACUUUCCAGGAGCUAUAAAUCAAAGAUUUUUUAAUGUUGGAUAUACUGAAUAUUCAAAUCAUGAAAAUAGAAAUUGCGAACCAACUGAAAGGACAAGGACAAACUGAUGGGGAACUAUAUAACCUGGUUAACUUAACCUUUAAGCAGACAGUGCUGUAAAAACUAAUGGCUUCUCUGAUAUUUAUUAUGUUUUUAGUACUGAUCUCUUAUCAAUUCUGCACAGUCCUGUGUUUGAAAUUUUAAUAGCUUUGCAACAAAUCCUAUAUCCCGUUUCCUGUAAUUUAAGUGAAGAAAAAAUCCAAAUAAAGGCUUUAUUAUUAAUGGACCAGAUAGCACCAGAAAUUAUGUGACUACGAUUUUCAAAUCAUGUCUUAACUUUUUAGGGCAGAAUUACUCAGAUUGAAAGUUCUAGCUUAAGUGUUGGCACUUUUGUGGGGGAAAGAUAUCACUUUUGAAACAGCCUUUGUGUGUACCCCGUAACUUAAAAUUAUGUGAAAUGUUUUAAAUUUGUGGACUCGUAAUUAAUGUUUUGAUUCCGUUUUUUGAGAAUGGUAAUUGUAUAAAAUUGCUAUUGCAGCUUUAUUUUCAAUAUGAUGUGCCUGUAAACCAUGGAUUUUUCUCCCUUUGUAAAAAGACAUUGUAGAUAAUUGAAUGUUUGAUUAUAGAAAGGUCAUUAGUUACUUGUUACACAUUUUGUUAGUCUGGUUUUUGUUGCUUAUCGGGUUUAAUAUUGUUCUUGAAAAUAGUUGAUGCUAUGUUAUGUAUAACUUUUCUAAUAAAAGUUGUGUUAUAAGCUGUA
This is a messenger RNA of Sorex fumeus (smoky shrew), 3455 nucleotides long. It is a transcript of the gene RAD21, whose product is annotated as RAD21 cohesin complex component. The record is from RefSeq and is a predicted model, not a curated record. The transcript is spliced from 14 exons. Gene Ontology annotation, biological process: synaptonemal complex assembly; replication-born double-strand break repair via sister chromatid exchange; mitotic sister chromatid cohesion. Lineage: Eukaryota; Metazoa; Chordata; Mammalia; Eulipotyphla; Soricidae. Bases 31 to 1926 code for a protein of 631 amino acids. Gene Ontology annotation, molecular function: protein binding; chromatin binding. Gene Ontology annotation, cellular component: synaptonemal complex; cohesin complex.